Molecule: messenger RNA, 3442 nt
Organism: Astrephomene gubernaculifera
Lineage: Eukaryota; Viridiplantae; Chlorophyta; Chlorophyceae; Chlamydomonadales; Astrephomenaceae
Source: the annotation of a GenBank genome assembly
CUCCUAUACUUCCUAGGAUAAAGACAUGCAACUAUAGUCAGUUUCUCCUAGCUUUACAUUGGAGACACGGAGUUGGGAGCUUUGGAUAUGACGUCGACCUUUUGCGUCAACUUUAUCCAUACCAGCGCACUAGUGCAGCAGUCCGUCUUUCUGCGAUUCUAUAUCAGUAGUUAUUAAUGAUUGGCAAAGCCUAGCGGCAGCGGGUGUUGCUGUCGGCCUUCUUGCUGUGUAAACCCUAUCGGCAAUACGUCUCUUGAAAAGGGUUGGACUUAUAUCGGAGCGCCUGAAUGGCAUUUCUCCCGCGUUCUCCUGGGCUGAGCCAGGCCACUGUCGGCGACAUCGGGCGCUGUGGACAGCCAUACAACUACGUACCCAGCAUGCUUUCAGCAGAGGAGUCGGCAGCGCAGGCCGGAUCCCGCCUGCUGACCGCAGCUGCAUCUGGCGAUGUCGCGCAAGCAGCACGCUGCCUAGCGGACGGUGCAGAUCGCGACUACCAGGACCCCUCAAGUGGCGAAACGGCUUUACACCGAGCGGCACAGCAUGGCCACGUCCCGGUCAUGGAGCUCAUCCUAACUGCUGGUGCCGAUGCUAACCAUACCGACUAUGCGCAGCGAACUCCCCUUUACGUGGCAGCCAACGCGGGCUGCUUGCCGGCCGUGAGAACCCUUCUCGACCGCAGUGCCGAGCUCUUUCCCGACCGUCCUCUUGCGGAUGCUUGCGGCAGCUCAUCAUCUCAGCCAUUGCACCCGCAGUCGGGACAAAGCCGUGGACCCGCUAGCACUGACAACGACGACGCACUCUUCCUCUCCCUGCGCUCCACCUGCCCUCUCGCUGCAGCCUCAGCCGCCGCCCGCUGGCCCAUCGUCGCUGCCCUCCUCACUCGCCUGCCUCCCCACUACCAAUACCUCCCCUCCGCCCUCCGCUCCCUCCGCUUCCUAGUCUGGGCCCUCGCCUCCCACAAAGCCUUUCCUCGCGAGGUCAUCUCCCGCCUGCCACGCCGCCUGCCGCGCUGCGUGGUGGAUGCAGUACGCCCCGCCCACCUCGCCUCCACGCCCCUCGUCCUAGCUUCCGGCAACGACCAGCAACAGCUCAUGCAGUGGCUGCUCCAACAAGGCGCGGAUCCAGAACUAGGCGCACCGCUGCUGCUUUGCGCGGGGCGCUUCUGCCAUGGCUCUCGCACCUGCUGUGUAAACACGCUGCUGAGGCGCGGCGCGCGCCCGAAUGUUGCCUGGGCGGAUUCUCCCGGAGAUUCACCGCUUCAGCUGGCGGCUGCCGGGGAUUGCUUCACACACGUUCAUUGCCUGGUAGCGUACGGCGCUGACGUGGACGAGGAGGCGGCGCGUGUACGGCAGGUGCUGUACACGCCGCCUGAAUGGGAGGCGCAUUUGGACGAGCUAAAGGCAGCGUACGACAGGGACCGGGCGGCGGCAGCUGCGGCAGUGGGAGGGACUGGGGCUGGGAUUGGGGGUGUGGAAGAAGAGGCGGUUUGGUGUCCUUGCGGGCAGCAGCAUGCACGGUGGCCGGGGCUGUGGCCGCUAGAAGGGGAGGAGGGCGAGCAGCAGCAAGAGGGGGAGGUGGAAAAAGAAGAAGAAGGGGAGGGCGCAGCUGCAGCAGCGGUAGCGGCGGCGGAGGGCGCAGGAGGCAACAGCUGCUUCAACCAGGCUCCGGCGGAUGAUGCUUGGUACCGGCACCACCGGCAGCAGAUGGAGCAGCUGCAGGACGGAAAGGAGUUAGCGGAGUGCCGCAGGGCAGUUGACGAGCUCUGGCGAUACGGCUGCUCGGCAGUGGUCUCGGAGCUCGCCGCCGGCAGCGGCGGCAGCGCCGUACCGCCCUCAGUUCCGCCGUACGGCAGCCCCAUGCCGUUCCGCGUCCUGGCGGCCAUGCAGGACGUGGCUGGCGGCUGGCUGGCGGCGGCGGCUCGUUGCCGUCAGCAGCGGCUGCUCCGUUUGGAGUUGUACGACAAGGCCGUGACGGCUGGCAGACGGCUGCUGGAACGCAAGCGUACGGCAGCGCUGGCGGCUCUAAGCGGUACGUACGGCAUGCAACAGACAGCAACCGCCGCCGCCGCCGCCGCUGCGGCUGCCGCUUCCCUAGCGACUAGGGCUGCUGCUGCCGGCGUAACGUCCCGAUCAACGGAGGACGAGGGGCCGCAAGCACAGGAAGCUGUUAUGUGCGACCGAGGGCUGACGACGGAGCUUCGAAUGGAGAUCCUGGUCAUGGCGGGCCUUGCGCCGCCGGGCGUGGAGGCGAGGCGUACGCUGGCGGCGCCGACCCGUGGGUCGUGCGGCUGUGGGGGUUGCAGUCGGUAGGUUUUGGGUAGGGUGCACAGCCGAGCUGCUGUGCUGGUUGCUUUGAAAGGAGCACCUGCUCCUCAUUAAGCUGUUCAGAGGUGGUGUGUAGGUGGGGCGCUGUGCGGGUUGGGCUGGGUUGAGGAGUGGUAUUGUUGCUGUGGAGGUCGUACGUCGGUGUUGUGUUGUUGGUUGUUUUACAGAAGAGGAUAAUGUUGUUUUGUGCACUCGUUUUGGUUGUACCGUUUUUCUAGGAAGCUAAAAGGAGGUUUGCCAUCCUACAAGGCCACCAGCGGCGGCAGCAGGGCACAGCGUACACGGCCCGUGCCUGCGAAUUGCACGUUCUGUCGUAUGUUUCACUAGUGCUCAUUUCGUAUUAAGACUUCUUCGUAGCAGUCAAAAUGGGUACCGAUUUGGUUUUAAAGAGGUUUUAAAGUCAGAGAGAGAGGCGGCAGUCGUCGGAAAGAUACUGGAAAGAAGUGCGCUCGCCAGAGCAGGCAACCAUACAUAGCGGCGUCGGCCGUAUCAUACAAAGAUGGGCGAGGGCGCUCCCCAGGGUCUGCUGGGCGCUAGGGCCUUCUGCAGUUUCAAGUAGCAUACUGCGCAUGUACAUUAUAGGAGGGGCGAGGAGGGAGGUGUACCGGUAAAUGCGGCGCCAAUGCGGUUUGGUAAAAGGCCCUGUGUUUGGGCUUCCUCGCUCGCUGUGUCGGAAGGCCCUGUGUCUUGCUUUGGGCAUGGCAGCAUGGGCUGCGUGUGCUUUCUCUUUGAAUGCUGCUGCCUUGCAUUGAAUGCGUGUACGGCAGCAGAAUGGGCCGCGGGUUGUAGGCUAGCCAUGUACUCUUACAAGGUUGUUUGCGCCGGGCCCAGGAAGUUUAGUUUCAAUGAUGCGUUCCCGUGAUGGGGCCUUUAAUUCAGUAAGUACCCGAUGUCAUGAUUUAGUCUUUGGUCGUUAUUUUUCAGCUCAUGCUGAUCAACAGCAUCGUGCAUUUGGAGGCCGUUGAAAGCAUGUGUUUUGUUUGAUGUGUGUGUGUUUCGUUUGUCUGAUGGUGUUGCCCUACUAAAGCUAAAAUGUAGUGAUAUGCAGCAGUGACGGUAAACUAGUUUGUACACCAGCCUUGCAUGUAACACAUACCAGUCCAUGUGCAAACGUAUGG